AUGGCUUCAAGAAUUCUUGCUGGUUUGCUUGUUGGGGCCUCUACAACUUUACUCAGGGCUUGUGCUCAGGCUUAUCGUCAGGCACUUGCAAAUGCAUCGAAAUCGGGUGUUGCGCACGAAGCAGUACAGAAUGUUAAGAGAGGAACCAGAGGGAUGGGAGUAAGUGAAGCAGAAGCUAGACAGAUUCUUGGUGUAACCGAGAAAUCAUCUUGGGACGAGGUUCUAAAGAAAUACGACAACUUGUUCGAACGCAAUGCACAAAACGGAAGCUUUUAUCUUCAAUCAAAGGUUCAUAGAGCUAAAGAAUGCUUAGAGGUUGCUUACCAGAAGAAACCGGAUGCAAUUACAACUUCCGCCUAA
Molecule: messenger RNA, 360 nt
Organism: Arabis nemorensis
Lineage: Eukaryota; Viridiplantae; Streptophyta; Magnoliopsida; Brassicales; Brassicaceae
Source: the annotation of a GenBank genome assembly